AUGUGUUUUACCGUGCGAGACGUGCUGGUCAGAAACCUGGAAGAAUUAGGUGAAAGAAACUUUAAGAAAUUCCGGAACAAACUGAAUGAGUUUCCAGUGAUAGAACCGUACAGGAGCAUUCCGAAGGCACGUCUGGAGAAGGCGGACGAAGACGAUGUUGCAGAUCUCAUUCUUGCAGCUUAUUCCAAUCCCUACGGGGUAACGGUGACCCUCGAGGUGCUGCGGCAAAUCGACCAAAAUCGAAUUGCAGAAAAAUUAGAACAAGACUUGGAGACAGGUAAGAAAUCCUUAACCUGCAUGAAAUACAUAGAUCUUCAUAUAGUAAUAAAACACUUUUAUUAAUUCCCACUAUUUUCUCUCUCAAUCUCUAUUUACAGCCAGCAAUUACAAGAAGCCAAGUAACGGACACAAACUGGCUGGUAUGAUGGGCACACAGCGGGCAGACACUGGUAGGCACACAGCGGGCAGAUACUUAAAAAGAGGGGAGAGAUGGGAAAGACAGCUGGCAGAAGCACAAAGAUAGUGUAUAGGUAGCACCAAGAAUAAAAAAUAUAUAAAAACAACAUGAGUAUAUUAAAACAGACAAUAAUAAUACACUGUGCUAGUAUAACAAAAAAAAUAAUAAUCUUUAGAAAUAUACAAAAUGGUGUACCAGGUAUAUCAAUACAGUCCCAGAAAAAUGUCCUUUCUCAUCACAAGUUUCUGCAUGUAAAAGAGGCCAGAAGUACAGGAGAAAAAAACCCCCACUAGUGCAAAAUGUCAAAUCAGAUUGUAGGACACACAACACAGGCAUUCCAAAUGCCAACUCACACGGGAUGGAGCCAAAAUCAGCUCUGGAUAAAUCAGCAUACAGUCAUAGAAAUCCCCACUUACCGGAUACCCCUCUGGCAAUAAUCCACGGCAGAGGGUGGACCACAUGGGACAAGAGAAUAAAACAAAUAGAGCUCUCUGUAUUGAUAAGUAUGAAAUUAUGAAAUAAGAAUCUACUUACAUUUAAAAGAGCAGACGGAAACGCUCUGUGUCAAACCUGGGAUUCUUUAGACAGUAUUAGUAGUAGACAUUUUGUCUCCUAUUCUUAUGCUCUAUUUCAUAUGCUGCCAUGAAGCCAUAACCAAGAACAUGUCAUGGAAACGUGUGAUAAGAAAGGACACUUUUCUGGGACUGUAUUUCUGUACCUGGUACACCAUUUUGUAGAUUUCUAAGGAUUUAAUUUUGUUAUACUUACACAGUCUAUUAUUAUUCAUUUCCUGUUUUAUAGCCUUGUGUGGUUUUAAUAGGUUUGUUUUUGUUUUUUACGCUACCUAUACCCUAUCUUUUUGCUUUGAUCUGUUUUUAAGGGGUCAGUUGGGGGAACCCGUUUUCCUUAGGUGUGCUGCCAUUUAUUCUCUUCAGUUAUUUAGCACUGAUCUACGUUUUCACUUUUGUUCUCGUCUUCCACACAACUGGUAGACACUGAUAAUUAGGAGAGAGAUGGGCACACAGCUGGCAGACACUGAUAAUUAGGAGAGAGAUGGGGGCUGGCAGACACUGAUUAGGAGAGAGAUGGGCACACACUGGCAGAAACUGAGGAGAGAGGUGGGCACACAGCUGGCACACUGAUAAUUAGGAGAGAGGUGGGCACACAGCUGGCAGACACUGAUAAUUAGGAGAGAGAUGGGCACACCGCUGGCAGACACAGAUAAUUAGGAGAGAAAUGGGCACACAACUGGCAGUCACUGAUAAUUAGGAGAGAGAUGGGAACACAGCUGGCGGACACUGAUAAUUAGGAGAGAGAUGGGCACACAGCUGGCAGACACUGAUAAUUAGGAGAAUAUGGGCACACAGCUGGCAGACACUGAUAAUUAGGAGAGAGAUGGGCACACCGCUGGCAGACACAGAUAAUUAGGAGAGAAAUGGGCACACAACUGGCAGUCACUGAUAAUUAGGAGAGAGGUGGGCACACAGCUGGAAGACACUGAUAAUUAGGAGAGAGAUGGGCACACAGCUGGCAGACACUGAUAAUUAGGAGAGAGAUGGGCACACAGCUGGCAGAAACUGAUAAUUAGGAGAGAGGUGGGCACACAGCUGGCAGACACUGAUAAUUAGGAGAGAGAUGGGCACACCGCUGGCAGACACAGAUAAUUAGGAGAGAAAUGGGCACACAACUGGCAGUCACUGAUAAUUAGGAGAGAGAUGGGAACACAGCUGGCGGACACUGAUAAUUAGGAGAGAGAUGGGCACACAGCUGGCAGACACUGAUAAUUAGAAGAAAUAUGGGCACAGCUGGCAGACACUGAUAAUUAGGAGAGAGAUGGGGCAGACACUGAUAAUUAGGAGAGAGAUGGGCACAAUUAGGAUAAUUAGAGAGAGCUGGGCAUACAGCUGAUGGACACUGAUAAUUAGGAGAGAGAGCACACAGCUGGCAGACACUGAUAACAGUUGGCAGACACUGAUAAUUAGGAGAGGUGGACACACAGCUGGCAGACACUUAUAAAGAGGAGAGAGAUGGGCACACAGCUGGCAGACACUUAUAAAGAGAAGAGAGAUGGGCACACAGUUGGCAGACAUCGAUAAUUAGGAGAGAGAUGGGCACACAGCUGGCAGACACUGAUAAUCAGGAGAGAUGGGCACACAGCUGGCAGACACUGAUAAUUAGGAGAUAUUAAGAUGGGGUUAAGAUGUGAGUAUAGAAUAUAAAGGGGUGAGACUCGAAGAUACAGAAUAUAAUGGGGUGAGAUGGUCAAAUAUAGAACGUAAAUGGGUGAUGACAGAAUACAGACAGACACAGGAUAGUCUCUGAGGUCUGAUACUCUCCUCCAUCCCCACAGGUGCAGAGCACUUCGUGGACAGACACAGGGCCGAGCUGAUCAGCAGGAUGGGUCUGGUGGAUCCCAUACUUGAUGAUCUCCUGUCCAGGAAGCUUCUUACAGAUGAACAUUAUUCCAUUGUCCGCAGUAAGGCCACCUCCCAGGACAAGAUGAGGGAGCUCUAUGGAUUUUCCAGAUCUUGGGGUGUUGGUGACAAGGAUACUUUCUACCAGAUACUACGGAAACACAACGAACCACUCAUCGUUGACCUGGAACGCUCUGGCAGCUGCUAG
This is a messenger RNA of Pelobates cultripes (western spadefoot toad), 3079 nucleotides long. Lineage: Eukaryota; Metazoa; Chordata; Amphibia; Anura; Pelobatidae. The record is from the annotation of a GenBank genome assembly.